Fusarium proliferatum ET1 is the source of this 633-nucleotide messenger RNA. RefSeq names its product fusarin C cluster-translation Elongation factor. The record is from RefSeq and is a predicted model, not a curated record. Bases 1 to 633 code for a protein of 210 amino acids. Gene Ontology annotation, cellular component: cytoplasm; nucleus. The transcript has 2 exons. Gene Ontology annotation, biological process: translational elongation. Lineage: Eukaryota; Fungi; Ascomycota; Sordariomycetes; Hypocreales; Nectriaceae.
AUGCCUAAUGCGAGGGUUUUCAAGAUCCUCGCUGCAGCAAAACUCAACAAUAUCACCCUUGAGAUUCCUGCUUAUCAACACGGGGUGACCAACAAGUCAGCAGAGUUUCUCUUGAAAUUCCCAGCUGGAAAAGUCCCAGCAUUUGAGGGCCCUGACGGCUUCUGUCUCGUGGAAUCUGACGCCAUCGCCCAGUAUGUCGCCCAGUCAGGCCCUCAAGCAAGUCAGCUGCUUGGCCAGGACGCUAUGAGUUCCGCCAAGAUCAGACAAUGGAUUUCUUUCUUUGCUGAAGAGAUCUACCCUACUGUCCUUAACCUUGUUAUGUGGCGAGUAGGGUUGGGUGCAUUUGAUGAAACUACCGAGACAAAGGCACUGGCCCAGCUGGUAUAUGAUUUAUCGGUACUGGAGAAGCACCUGAACACUGGUACCUUGCUUGUUGGAGAUAAACUGACGCUUGCUGAUCUCACUGGUGCUUCUACUCUCUUGUGGGCUUUCAUGCACAUAGUUGAUGAGCCCAUGAGGCAGCAGUACCCUAAUGUUGUCGCUUGGUACUUGAAGGUUGUUCAAAACGAGGAAGUUGAGGAGGUUUUUGGGAAGCCUAACUUUAUCGAGAAGAGACGUCUUGGGGCUAAGUGA